AGAACAACAACCACCCUACCACAACCUCAACUCCCGACCUUACAGUCUACGAAACCAUGGCAGAACAGAGUAUCAGAUCACUCUACAGCUCCGCAGAGAAGCAGCGGAAGGAUAUUGAAGCCUCAUGGGACAGCAAUACUGCCACCUACCAGCAGAAUGUUGCCGCCGCAAUCGCAACCUACGACGACUGCCUCAAGCUCGCAGAUCGUCUUUCGCUAUUCAGUCCGAACGAAACACUAGAAGACUUGACUUCUGGAGAUCUACAAUAUCUUGUCAUCAACUACCACCUCGCCGAACUCAUUCUCCGGAUAUCCAGCAAAGACCGCAAAACAGUGCUCGACAGAGCUCGAGAAGCAUUCGAGAGAUAUCUGAGCCUACUAGAUCACUAUGAAAUCCUCGAUUCUGCGCAGAAGAAGCUCUAUGCCGACUACACCGAGUACCCAAAGACUUUCUCUACAAUAAAUAAUGCAGAUCCUGCGUUACGCAGAGGGGCGAAAAUAGCAAAUUUCAAGCUGGAAAAAGAGUUAAAGAGCAAGCUGGAGUUCCUAGCACAAAACCCAGCCUAUCUCCAGAAUGACGACGAUGCCGUCCGCGAGCUCCAAAUCACAAAUAUCCGUCUCUGCACACACAAGGCUUUCCAAUCCCUCGAAUCCCUCAACCUCGAGGAACAAAUCCUCGCCAUGGCCCCCCCUCCACGACCAGAUGGUCCAGAAUCCCUCGAGCGCGACUAUAGAGAACGGAUGGGCUUACGGGAUAAAGACGAUGGCUCUGAGGAACGGCUGGAUAGGAGGGACAUGCUGUCAGCCGCCAACAAAGGACCAAUACUAAGUGCUGGAGGAAAACCGUUGAGACCAUUUACAUUAUUGGAUAGUAGGCAAACUUUAAAGGCUGGAGUUUUUAGGUCCGGACAUAAUCUGCCGACGAUGACUAUUGAUGAGUAUCUAGAAGAGGAGAGGGCGAGAGGUGGGAUCAUUGAGGGAGGUGGAGCGGCGAGUGGGUUGUCGCCUGAGCCGGAUGAGGAUAAUUAUGAGAAGGGUGAUGAGGAGACUAUGAAGGCUAGGGAGUGGGAUGAGUUUACGGAGGCGAAUCCAAAGUAAGUUAGCCACCCAGGUAGAAGAGAAAUAUGUGCUAAUUGAUACAGGGGUGCUGGAAAUACCAUGAAUAGAGGAUAAUGAAUAUGUUAUUUGAAG
Messenger RNA from Cadophora gregata, 1190 nucleotides. RefSeq lists its product as uncharacterized. Gene Ontology annotation, biological process: regulation of signal transduction; regulation of dephosphorylation. The coding region runs from base 57 to 1097 and encodes 346 amino acids. Gene Ontology annotation, molecular function: protein phosphatase 2A binding. The transcript has 3 exons. The record is from RefSeq and is a predicted model, not a curated record. Gene Ontology annotation, cellular component: cytosol. Lineage: Eukaryota; Fungi; Ascomycota; Leotiomycetes; Helotiales; Ploettnerulaceae.